This is a messenger RNA of Nestor notabilis (Kea), 431 nucleotides long. It is a transcript of the gene IGF2, whose product is annotated as insulin-like growth factor 2. The record is from RefSeq and is a predicted model, not a curated record. The transcript is spliced from 3 exons. NCBI's taxonomy places the organism in Eukaryota, Metazoa, Chordata, Aves, Psittaciformes, Psittacidae. Gene Ontology annotation, cellular component: extracellular region. The annotation marks the transcript as partial. Gene Ontology annotation, molecular function: hormone activity; growth factor activity.
AUGUGUGCGGCGAGGAGGAUGCUGCUGCUGCUGCUGGCUUUCCUGGCCUAUGAGCUGGAUUCAGCUGCGGCGUAUGGCACAGCGGAGACCCUCUGCGGUGGGGAGCUGGUGGACACGCUGCAGUUUGUCUGCGGGGACAGGGGCUUCUACUUCAGUAGACCGGUGGGACGAAAUAACCGGAGGAUCAACCGCGGGAUCGUGGAGGAGUGCUGCUUUCGGAGCUGCGACCUGGCUCUGCUGGAAACCUACUGCGCCAAGUCUGUCAAGUCCGAGCGUGACCUCUCCGCCACCUCCCUGGUGGGCCUGCCAGCACUCAGCAAGGAGAGCUUCCAGAAGCCCUCACAUGCCAAGUACUCGAAGUACGACGUAUGGCAGAAGAAGAGCUCCCAGCGGCUGCAGCGGGAGGUGCCCGGCAUCCUGCGGGCUCGCCA